Molecule: messenger RNA, 6824 nt
Organism: Oncorhynchus mykiss (rainbow trout)
Lineage: Eukaryota; Metazoa; Chordata; Actinopteri; Salmoniformes; Salmonidae
Source: RefSeq, a predicted model, not a curated record
CGGGGUACUGCAACACACCUCAUCAAGCGGGACUCGGAAAAACCAAACGCCAACUUCCCCCUUCUUCUUCUUUUUUCUUAGAUUGCAGGAACAUAAAAAGCCGACAGGAGAUGCUGAUCCCAGUAUCUAUCAGGACGAACUGUAGUUGACCAACCCCGCCGCUUGGUGCGCUGCUGUUGUUUCAGCCCAGCUUCCUCAAACCAGCUUCUUCCGUUGUUUUUAACAUGGCCACAACACCACGCUAGUCAGAUACUUAUCUAAGACAACUGUUUUUAAACAUUAGCACACUGAGAAUGCCAAGGAAAAAGAAAAACGGCCAUAGCCCGGCCAGAGUACCCGGGUUGUCAAACGACAACGACAACUACUACCGAAUACCGGGAACGAGUGACGGCGCUCCGCUGUCGAGAAGUGAAUUCAACACCGGGACUAACUCUCACGACCACGGUAGUACUGAUAUGCUCGUUUCGACAAACUCAGGAGGCAUCUCGGCUACUUCUCAGGACAAGGACGAGAUCGUGAGGACCAUGAAGGAGAUGUUUUGCCACCUGGAUCCGGAAGUUAUUUACAUUGUGUUGGCCGAGUGUGACUUCAGAGUUGAGAAUGCGAUGGAUUCUCUCCUGGAGCUGUCUGUAGCAGCUGAGCGUGUUGGCCCCCUCCCUCCCCUCCUCUCCGGGUUCGAGCUUACCGCAGCUCUCCUCAGCCCCCAACACAACUCCUCCAAACCAGACCUUCACCCCCGCCCGCCUACGGGGGAGUCCGCUGUCCCCCUCUCCCCUCCCCGACGGGCACCUCCUCUCCUCAGCGAAGAUAACCAGGACCUGACCACUGACUUGACAGAAGAGUUUGAUGUUCUGAUUGACCGUGAGCUGGAGAAUCUUACCAUACAGCAGGAAGCUGGAGAGAGGGACCACGGUGAUCUUCACUCCUCCUCCUCUUCCGUCUCUUCCCUCUCCUUGCUCGUUCAGCCCCCGGGCGCCCAGCAGCAGGCCCUGCCACAGCCGCUCCAGUCCGGCCCAAGAGCCUCAGCCUCCACGAGGGGGCUCCCAGGGGAUCAGCCAUGCCCAGACAGGGUGUUCUCAGCUGGGCAGGCUAGCGGACCUCACUCCCCUGUCUCUGACCUGAGCCUCAACUUCUCGGGAGGAGCAGCCGGUUACCGGCGGCAACGGUCAUUACUGGACUUCGGCCAUCUGACUUCAUCGCCAUCCGAGACGGACAGAAUUAAACCCAGCCUGCUUUUGGACCCGGGGGCCGCCGAUCGCCCCUCUGCAUUCCAGGCAUACAGGAAACUGGACCAGUUCACUGUUCGUCCAGAGGGUGAGCGGACCGUACCACCAGGCGACGUAGUAAGGGGGGCGAGGACGAAGACUGGCGUCGCAGGAGAAGAGCGACUCGCCAACCCGUCGUUCUGGAAUACUCGAGCGCCGGAGUUCCAACCGCAUGCCCGCGGAAAUCAGCCAACGGGGCCGGCAUUUAUCGUCCCUGUGGCGCUAAGCCCCUCCUCCUGGCACACCCGAGCCACACCCGCCUCCCACUGGUUGGCCCAGGGCCCUUUCGGUCAAGCCCCUACCGUCCCCAGGUCUUGGACAGGGGGUGUGUCUGCUGGCCCCAGAGCACCCCUCCAACAUGGUAGGCUCCGUCUGGAGGGGCGUGUCCUAGUGCUGCUACGGGGAGCUCCUGGGUCGGGCAAGUCCACCCUGGCCCGGGCCAUGCUGGAACAGAACCCACAUGGGGUGGUGUUGAGCACGGAUGAUUAUUUCUGUCGUCAUGGGGACUAUCGCUACGACCCCUCAGCUUUAGGGGAGGCCCACGAAUGGAACCACGCUAGAGCCCAGGAAGUGAUGGAGGCCUCUUUCUCUCCUGUUAUUAUUGACAACACCAACAUGCAGAGCUGGGAGAUGAAACCCUACGUAACUAUGGCUCUGAGGCACAACUACAAGGUUUUGUUCCGGGAGCCUAGUACCUGGUGGAAGAACAAACCCAGGGAACUGGAGAGACGUACUAGGCACAGUGUUAAAGCAGAGAAGAUCCGUUGGAUGAUGGAAAAUUAUGAUCGUCACGUGACCAUUCACUCCAUCAUGGGGAGCUCUCACCCCAAACUACCCCCCCAUUACGACCCAACACGACCCCCUCAUCACGACGCCAAACUACCCCCCCAACAGGACCCAAGCCCACCCCAUCAGGAGGCCAAACUACCCCCCCAACAGGACCCAAGCCCACCCCAUCAGGAGGCCAAACUACCCCCCCAACAGGACUCAAGCCCACCCCAUCAGGAGGCUAGCCCGUCACAGCCCAAGUCCUCAGACAAGGCCCGCCGCGACCUGGUAGGAGAGCAGCGAUUGGUCCAGGGCUCUGAGAGGUCCUGCCCCCAGCUCUCCUCCUCGCUUCCCGACGUGUCGUUGGCCGGCCACUCCGGGAGAGCCAGAACCCCGGGUUACAGCUCUGCCCACGGGUCCACAGAGUCCCUCUCCCUCAGUGAACAGGCCUCGGAAAAAUGUGCGAUUCUGGACAAUUCUAAAAUUCUGGACGAGGAGGAUAUUCUUGAUUUAGGAACGUUGGUCUCUGAACCGGAAGCUCCGUGGCAACCGGACGACGAGGGGAACAGGGGGGAGGAAGAGGAAGAGACAGGAAUUCCCCACUGUCUGGUGGAGUCUGUGUUUAGUGCAGAUCUCCAUGGUGACGACGAGAGGCCCGUGGCUUUCUCCGAGUCGAUUGGUCAGAGGGUGAGGAAAGAGAGGAGGAGUAGAACUAGGAAGACGGACUCUGAUAGGCUGGAGCCUGCUGUCAUAGUGAAGGACGCUAGCCAAUCAGUGAGCGAGGGGGAUGGAGAGAGAGAGGAUGGAGGAGGGAAGUUGGUGGGAGAAAUUGGUGAUGGGGGAGAGCAGGUGUGGGAUGGGGGAGAGAGGGUGAAGGAUGGGGGAGAGAGGGUGAGGGAUGUGGGAGAGAGGGUGAAGGAUGUGGGAGAGAGGGUGAGGGAUGUGGGAGAGGGGGUGAGGGAUGGGGGAGAGAGGGUGAGGCCUGAGUUGUUGGAGUUUGUUGGAGACUGGCCUUCAGAGGAGGUACUGGAGCAAAGAAGAGGAGGAGGAAGGAAUGGGAGGCGCCCUGGGAGGGAGGAAGAGGGAGGUGGUGAGGGGGAGGAGGCAGAUCCCAGAGGCAGCCAAUCAGAAGGGCAUCCUGGUCGCGGGCCUCAUGUCACAGAGUUCCAGAAGCUUCUAGAGCUCUUACAGACAGGUGUUGACUCCUUCCCCCUGCCCACCUGCCCCUCCCCCGUCCCCUCCCUUAGCUCAGACCGUUCAUUUGGAGAAGGAGGAGAGAGGGGUGAGGCAGGAGGGAGGAGGGGGGAGGCGGAUAAAGACCGAGUCCUGAGUCGGGAGGAAUUACCUGACUGUGUGUUGGCUAACCCUAACUCAACCCAGGUGGUUGGAUCCAACACCGUGGAGCAGAGGGAGGGAGAGACCAUUCAGGCCGCCGGAGAUGGGGGGACUCAGGGUUUAGUUGAGAAAGACUUGUUGGAGGUAGAAGGAAGCCAUCUUGGUGAGGUCAGUCAGUGUACUGACACUAGUGAGACCAGGAUGGAAAGUGAAGACGGCCAUCUUGGUGGGGGCAGUCAUUGUACUGAUAGUGACAGCCAUAUUGGUGAGGGCAGUGUGGAAGCUGGUGAAUGUAGCCAUGUUGGUGAGGUCAGUCAGUGCACUGACGCUAGUGAGACCAGGGUGGAAGGUGAAGUCGGCCAUCUUGGUGGGGGCAGUGAGGAGCGGAGGCAGAGUCGCAGGGCUGAGGAACAGUGCAAGCUGGCGCUCACCUUCACAAACGACACCCCUCCCUCCCCCAAACCACAGAUAGACCCUGACUCUGACCUCGACCCUAAUCUCCACUCUGACCUCGACCCUAAUCUCCACUCUGACCUCGACCCUAAUCUCCACUCUGACCUCGACCCUAAUCUCCACUCUGACCUCGACCCUAAUCUCCACUCUGACCUCGACCCUAAUCUCCACUCUGACCUCGACCCUAAUCUCCACUCUGACCUCAACCCUAAUCUCCACUCUGACCUUAACCCUAACCUCGACCCUGACCUUAACCCUAACCUCAACCCUAAUCUCGACUCUGACCUCAACCCUAACCUCGACCCUGACCUUAACCCUAACCUCAACCCUAAUCUCGACUCUGACCUUAACCCUAACCUCGACCCUGACCUUAACCCUAACCUCAACCCUAAUCUCGACUCUAACCCUAACCUCAACCCUAAUCUCGACUCUGACCUUAACCCUAACCUCAAGCCUGACCUCAAGCCUGACCUUAACCCUAACCUCAACCCUAAUCUCGACUCUGACCUUAACCCUAACCUCGAUCUCAACCCUAACCUCAGCCCUAACUUCAAACCUAACCUCCAACCUGACCUCUACCCUAAUCUCAACCCUGACCUUAACCCUAACCCCCACCGCCCCUCCCCUCCUCCGUCAUUGGCCGACACAGAUCGCUCCUCCCAGACCGACCCGCAAGACUUCGCCUUCCUCUGGCGUCUCGACCACAAUCGUCACGACAACCCAACCGACGCCGCGGGAUACCACUUUCCCCCUAACAACACCCUCGCCAUUCUCCACGGCAACCCUUCCCGUUUCCUCCCAGAGGUAUCGGCGGCGGUCUCGGCUGGCGUCGCGGUUCACCCCUCCGGCCAGCGCGUGGUGCCGUACCGUGUGACGCACGAGAAGGGGAGCCAGGUGGAGGAGAGGGAGCUGGAGGAGGGCCGGACCAGACAGCAGAACCUCGUCAUUCUCAGACGCCAUUUUAAACUGGUCAACAGACACACUCUGGAGGACCUCUAUGACACGUGUCAGCAGGAUCUGGAGUGGACCAGUAAUCUGUUGCUAGACUCUGGGGAGAGACUCUUCCUAGAGGAAGAGGAGGAUGAAGAAGAGGGUGAUGAAGAUCUGGACAUGGCCGUAGGUGUGUCCCUGGAGAAGAGGACGGAGGGGCGGGUUACGCCCCCAGGAGAGCAGGCUUCGGCCUCCAGCUUUUCUGAUAGCGAGGCGGUUGUUGUAUUGGGAAGAGGGGAGGAGGAAGAGGAGACGUGGAGGACAGGAGGGGGCGUGGACGAAGGGGUAGGUGGGGUUAGUGGACUGAACCAUCCGGUGUCUGGGGGUGGGGGCGGCUCAGAGGAACAAAACACCCCCUUGGGAGAGUCCACUCGUCUGGAGCACAGACCACCAGGAAGAGAUGUGGCGGAGCAGGAAGUGGUUCGGGACUCGGAGAGCGGAGCUGGCGCAGAGCAGUGGGAGAAAUGGGAGAAGGAGGAGGAGGAGGGAGACGAGGAGCUGUAUUGCGUAGACGAGGUGACCCAGUCGCUCCUAGCCCAGCUGGAGGAGAUGGAGAGGAGAGAGGAGGAGGAGGAGAGGAAAGGGAGGAAGGAGAAGGAGAAGAGGAGGGACAGACUCGUGGACAUCCAGAGUGUUGAACUGAAGCUGCCUACAGAACUGGCUCUGCAGCUGGUUGAGCUGUUUGGCCCUGUUGGUGUCCUACCAGGUGUGUGUUCUCCUGAUGACUACUCUGUGAGGAUGGACCUCAACAUGGCCAGACUGCUGCACCAGAAAUGGAAGGACACUGUCCAGGAGAAGCAGAGACAAGCAGCACUCUCCUACCAUCUACUACAAGAGAGCUCUGUCCACUGGGGCGAAUCACAGACGGCCAAAACCGGGCUCAGGGACGGGUCACGCCCAGCUCACUUCCUGAUUGGUCCAGACGGCUUUGCGUCUCCGAGCGGCCAAUCGGAGGCUCGGGAUGAGUUGCCAAUCCUGGACCACUGGAGUGUGUCCCGCCCUCAUGUCUCUCUCAGGGACAUCAUGACUGAAGAACGGGCUCUACAGGAGAACAUGGAGAGGUCUGGUCCAGGUGGUGUUAACAGGAGAGAUGGAGCUGCCAUGAUGAAGGAGACUCAGCUCUUUGACCUGUUCCCCAGCAUAGACAGACACUUCCUACAGGACAUCUUCAGAGACCACAAUUACUGUCUGGUGCAGACGGAGCAGUUUCUGAGGUCUAUGUUGGACGAGGGCCCUGUGAGAAACGUUGUGGCCCCAGAGCACACCCCCCGUACUCCCAGCAAGGAACGAGACAAGAGGCGUUCAGCAGCAGCUCCAGCGCCCCCUCCACAGUCCCUCUCUCAGUACCAGGAUGUGGAGGACCCAGAGUAUGAAGACUUCCGAGCCGAGGCCAGGCUCCAGAGAGGCAGACAGCUGGAGAGCUUCAGCAAGGCUGCAGAGGCUUACAGACAGGGACGCAGAGAUGUAGCCUCCUACUAUGGACAACAGGGUCAUCUCCAUGGUCAGAAGAUGCAUGAAGCCAAUCACCGAGCGGCGGCCCAGAUCUUUGAGCGGGUCAACUCCUCCCUGCUGCCUCAGAACGUUCUAGAUCUCCACGGACUGCAUGUCGACGAGGCCUUACUCCACCUGUCACAGGUGUUAGAGAGGAAGACCACAGAGUGUCAGCAGGGUGUGUGUAGGUCUCAGCUGUCAGUUAUAACAGGAAGAGGGAACCACAGCCAGGGAGGAGUGGCUCGUAUCCGCCCUGCUGUCAUAGACUACCUCAACACACAGGGCUACAGGUUUACUGAGCCUAAGCCAGGUCUGUUGUUGGUGUGUCUGAACUGAGAUGAAGCUGUGAUGUGACUGACUGUCCUUAUCCAGACACUACUGUCUCCUCCCCCUCUCCCCUGGAAUCUACCUCUACCACUUCCUCUCUCACAUACACAAAAAACACACCCUUCUCUCUCUCUGUCUCUCUCUCUCUCUCUGUCUCUCUCUCUGUCUCUCUCUCUCUCUGUAUCUCUCUCUCUC